CAGAGGAAUCAGAGGAGUGUGUUGUGUGCUUGCUGAUGCUGCUACCAAGCACGGCCUCAUCCCAUCAGACAGCCAUGCUCCUUCAGAGAGGCCUCAACCUCCAGGUCACAGCAGGGGGACCAAGCACAGCGAGCGCAGCAAUGCCAGGCAGAUAAUGUGCCCUACUUUUAAUAGAACCGGCAAGCAAAGGCAAGGAUGGCAAAGAGAGAUUACUUGGUGGAGGCAGCCAAGCAGAUCCACAUGGGUCUGGACAGCGAGGUCAACGAGGACUAUGAGGCUGCUUUCAGUUAUUACAAGAAUGGCGUGGAUUUACUGCUGAACGGGGUGCAGUUGGAUCCAAACAAGGAGCGUCGGGAGGCUGUGAAAAGGAAAACAACGCAGUAUUUAAAGAGAGCAGAAGAAAUCUUCAUCACACACCUGCAGGACAACCUGGGGAAGGGGAGUUCUCAUUUAGGGGGCUACAGCAGUCUGAGAUUCCGCCCAGUAAGACAUUUAAGUUCUCCUGUAGAAGAUCUGGAGAUGUGUAAGGUGGUGGGAGUCAGUGAUAAGGUCCUAGUGGUCCAAAGUAUGGUGAAUAAAGAGACUUUUGUUGUAAAGAGUCUGAUGAAGUCCAGCUGGGAGAGCAGAGAGCAGCCAACCAUCAUCCCUCAAGGAGUUCCCUACAUGGUAAAGCUGCUCAGGUAUUACGUCAGUGAGGACACCGUUUACCUCCAUCUGGAACAUGUCAAAGGUGGAAGGCUCUUCUCCAAACUGCACACGCUGAGGAAGGAGAGAGCAAAGGAACAACCAGAAUGCAUCUCUCCCUGUCAGAAUAACAUCAAGAUGAAGAGCAGCUACACUUCACCUGCAAUCUGCACAAACUACCAGUGCACCGUCAGUGUGGAAAGCGCUUCUCAGAAGCUGAGCGACGAGAGCCCGGACGUGGACGAGCCAAGGACCUGGGAUGAGACUCAGCGGCGUCUGGAGAGCUGCGGCACACACUCCUACAUCGAGGAGACGGGCUGCCUGCAGAACUCCCGCUCUGCAGCAUCAUUUUACAACAAGCUGGAGCGUGGGACUCUGCUCUCUGGUCCGGCCAGAGCACAGGUCAGCGCCAGCAUUCAUCCGCCAGCUCCGACUUUGUGUUUGCACUCCUCUCAAACUCAGGACAAGCUCGCUCUUCCUCUGUCCUGUGUGCGCAUCAGCCAAGCUCUGGACACCAUGUCAGAACAGCAGGACAGUAAAGCUGGAGUUGGACUAUUAAAAUGCAGCUCGGAUUUUGAAGUGGCUUGGAAAGCUGCUGAUCCAGCACUGGGAGGCGAGCAAGCCAGCCAAUAUGCAGUCACAGACAACCAACCUCGUUCUAGUCAGAACUCGUUUAGAAAAAUUGAACCUCCAAACAGUAAAAGUCACACGUUGAGCUCCUCUCCCGCCAUUUUGCAUCUCCCCCUUCAUUGCCAAACGCAAAUCCACGGAAUGGCAUCGUGGGAUACCACCGCCUAUUACCAAGCAGCGGACCAGGUGACAUACUUGGAUAAAAAGCCAGCCCGCAGCAGUCCCACCUUGGAGGAUAAAAAUGGAGUGGUGGUCCUGAGUAGCACAGACCAAGCAGUGUUCUCAGACCACAGGGACCCACGGACCACCUCAGGAAGCUCCUGGCCUUUCUCUGCUAGGAAACAAACAGAGAUGAAGCCCAGAGGAGAAACAGGGCCAGGUGACGUGAGAGAAGGUAUAGAGGAAGCCUGUGAGAUGAUCAGCCCAGGACAGGUGGUCCCUGCACCGUCAGAGGGGUCUUUUUCCAGCUGGUACUCCCCUCGCCUCCUUGGUGCCCAAAAGAGAACAGAGCAGUCACCAGUCAGCACUGAGGAACAAGGAGACGACCAAAUCAUUGAGGUGGACGGAUGGUGCCACCUCCCUCGGAUCAAAUCCUCAGAUAAGUCGAAUCACUGUGCCUGCUGGGGGCUCCCUGAAUCGGAGGUGCGCGUGUGGGGGGCUCAGAUCCUGCUGGCCCUGGAGAGUCUUCAUCAGCAGGGCAUCGUAUGUCGGGACCUCAGCCCCAGAAACGUGCUGCUCACCAGCAAUGGGAAGGUGUGUUUGACUUUCUUUGGGCAGUGGAGUGAGGUUCAGUCAGAGAUCAACUCCAACGCCAUGGAGCAGAUGUACUGCGCCCCAGAGAUCGGUGGCGUGCUGAGAGUCACGGAAGCUUGUGAUUGGUGGAGUCUUGGAGCUUUGCUGUUCGAACUCCUCACAGGAAUGCCCCUCUGGCAGCUCCACCCAGCAGGAAUUAACUCCCACACACAGCUGCUCAUCCCGGACCACCUGAGCACUGCAUCUGCAUCCCUACUGACCGAGUUACUUCAGUUUGACGCUGGGUAUCGCCUGGGGUGUGGAGGUGGAGGUGUGAGCGACAUCAAGUGUCAUCCGUUCUUCAGUAGCAUCUCCUGGAAAGCCCUGAGCUGCUGACUGCUUCACUCGAGGCCUCCGUGAAGACCAGCAUGCUCACACGUCCACAUGUCGGGUGCAGCCUGAGAGCUUGGUGACUUUGAAAGUGUAUGCUUCCCAAAGAAAAUAACAUCACAGUAAGUGAUGAAAAAAACAAUCAUAUCCAAUCAACCAACAACAUAAACCUAAUAAGUUAUUUAUUAGAGCAUAUCAGAAUAUUAUUUUUGAUGGCUGCUUUUAUGUCCAUGCUAGUGUACUAUUGUACUAUCAACACCGUAUGGAAAGAUUCCUUGGACCAGUCCUUCUCAAAAUAGUGGGGGAGUACUGGGGGGCUAGCACUUGGCUUCACCUUAACCACAGUGGGAGACAAGGAAAGACUGGUAUGUUUAUUGUAAUGUUAAUAAGUUAUGCAAUGUUAUGCACAGGUAUGGUUAGAACAAUUUGAAAGACACAUGUUACUAUUUAUAGUCACAGUGACUUUCUUCUUCCAAGGGGGCACGUAACAGAAAAAUCAUUGAGAAGCAUUUCCUUGGACUAACUUUCCUUUCACAGCACUUCAGGCAAUAAAUGAGAUGAUGUAAUUGUCACAAUUUCUUAAACACAUUCAGUGAAGAGAUCAUUGCCUGCAAAACAAACAUGACCAGAAACAUAUUUUGGUAGGGUUGUUGCUUUUUUUUUUACUAAAUCAAAUAAACCAAGUGGCACAGAGGAAAAAUAACACUAUAUGCACAAAUGUUAGUACCCAUUCACAGUGUGUAAAAACAGUUUUGCAUUAACAUGUUCAUUAAAUAAAGUGCAAAUUUGCCAUUGGAUGUUUUUGCAUUGUUUUACUGAGAUAAGACACCAAAUUCCAGUAAUGUUGAUUUUAUUGUUUAAAACAUGUUCUUAAAUAGCAUAGUAUAAUGACAAUUUUCCACAUUACCACAAUUCUCCAAGUGUUCUUAGCUUUGGAAAUAUUCAUUGUUUCUUGGUUUCAAUACAUCUUACUGUUCUCACCCAAAAUGAACCAAUGGAGUUGAAUCUAAUGGCCAUCCCACAGAAAGAUGUACAUAGUCUGUAGAAAAUUACAUAUGGUGCACAUAAAUGUUUGAAUAUACUAUUUGAUCUCAAAGAGUAGACCUUAAAAAAGCAUCAGAGUGUGCUUUUUUAUUUUUUCUACAUUACCAAACCAUUUUAUCACAGCCAACCUUAUAUUGCACAGCCCCAAC
Molecule: messenger RNA, 3629 nt
Organism: Nerophis ophidion (straightnose pipefish)
Lineage: Eukaryota; Metazoa; Chordata; Actinopteri; Syngnathiformes; Syngnathidae
Gene: rps6kl1
Product: ribosomal protein S6 kinase-like 1
Exons: 12
Coding region: 196-2442 (748 amino acids)
Biological process (GO): protein phosphorylation
Molecular function (GO): ATP binding; protein kinase activity
Source: RefSeq, a predicted model, not a curated record